UCGAAAAGUAAUCGAAAUCGACAUUCAGAACCUAUAAUCGAUCAAAUUUUUCUAGGUCGAUUAUUUCGAUUACUUUCCCUUUAAAAACACUACAGCGUGUGGAGUCACGUGACCCCGCUCCGUUACGUUACAUUAUUCCGCCGACAUGUCGAGCAUGGAGAGCUUAAACACUGACACAACUGAGCAACAAGAGCAGCUUGUACCAAAGAAAAACGCAGUCUCCGUCAUUUGGACACAUUUUGGCUUCAGUAAGGAUGACAUCGAACAAAAUGAAGUCAGAUGUAGACACUGUAGAAAAACAGUUUCGACGCCCAAAGGUAACACCACCAAUUUGUUUCAACACUUGAAGCACAAUCACGUUACUGAAUAUGAACAGUGCAUGGCUCAAAAAAAACAAAAAGAGACUGACAAGCGCCCAGCAACAAGUGCCUCCGCAAAGCAGAUGUCGAUAACACAAGUGUUCACAAAUGCCACACAGUAUGAGAAGAGUUCAAGAAGAUGGAAAGAAAUAACUGACGCUAUUUGUUAUUACAUCGCAAAGGAUAUGACUCCCUUGGCUAAAGUGGAGCGAAGCGGGUUUAAACACCUCGUUAAAACUCUCGACAGAAGAUACACUGUGCCAUCGCAAUCACAUUUUUCUAAAACUGCGCUGCCAGACAUGUACAAGACAUGUUGUAAAAAUGUAGCUGCUGAACUGAAAAAUGUUCAACACUUUGCAGCCACAUCUGAUCUCUGGUCAAGUAGGACGAUGGACCCAUUCUUGAGCCUUACUUUGCACUACAUUGACGACGAUUGGAAGCUGCGCCAGAGAUGCCUUGAGACGGCAUAUUUUCCAGCCGAUCACACGGCAGAUAUGAUUGCGCAAGGUCUGAAAGAUAUGCUUUCUGAAUGGGACCUCGCAGAAGAAAAACUUUCAGCCAUUACGACAGACAACGGUGCUAAUAUGAGCAGCUAUUUGGUGUCCCCCAUGCUGGAUAGUGAGGCAAAUCCACUGGACUGGUGGAGGAAGCAUCAUGUACACUUUCCCACUCUAAGUAAGGUGGCAAAAAAGUAUCUCUGCAUACCAGCUACUAGCUCCCCAUCAGAGCGGGUUUUCAGUUCGGGCGGAAACAUUGUUACAUGCCUCAGGUCCUGCCUGAAACCUGAAAAGGUUAACAUGCUCGUGUUUCUUAGUAAGAACUUAGAGUAAAUUCAUGUUCAUAUAGUGACAUGACAAGAUCGCUAAGAUCACCUCAUGCAACAGUGUUUAGAGAGUUCU
Messenger RNA from Erpetoichthys calabaricus (reedfish), 1258 nucleotides. Its product is annotated as E3 SUMO-protein ligase ZBED1-like. The record is from RefSeq and is a predicted model, not a curated record. The transcript has 2 exons. NCBI's taxonomy places the organism in Eukaryota, Metazoa, Chordata, Cladistia, Polypteriformes, Polypteridae. Bases 146 to 1189 code for a protein of 347 amino acids. Gene Ontology annotation, molecular function: DNA binding; protein dimerization activity.